Messenger RNA from Helianthus annuus (common sunflower), 609 nucleotides. RefSeq lists its product as uncharacterized. The coding region runs from base 1 to 609 and encodes 202 amino acids. The transcript has a single exon. The record is from RefSeq and is a predicted model, not a curated record. Lineage: Eukaryota; Viridiplantae; Streptophyta; Magnoliopsida; Asterales; Asteraceae.
AUGGCCGGCGGCAAGUAUGAUGUUGCUGCUGAAAAUCCGAAAAACCAAAACCUAUCCGAUCAUAAUUCUCCAAACUACAUCCAUGCCUCAGACUAUCCAAGGCAGAUGCACGUCAAUGAGGCACUCUUGAACGGGAACUAUAAUGAUUGGGCGCAAGAGAUGUUAAACUUUCUGUUCGCCAAGAAUAAAGUUGGUUUCAUUCAUGGAACCUUCAAAAAACCCCACCCUGAUUCAAACAAUUACACGGCUUGGAUGAGGGCUGAUGCAAUGAUUAAAGGGUGGUUGAACACUGCCAUGGAGAAGGAUAUUCAGACAAGUGUCAAGUAUGCAACCACUGCUCAAGAGAUUUGGACAUAUUUGAAAGAACGUUUUGGAAAAGGUGGUGCAGCGAGAGCGUAUGAGUUAAAGCAAUCUCUCUGUGCAAUUAGACAAGAAGGUACAUCUAUCUCAGUCUAUUACACAAGGCUUCGCACCUUGUGGGAUGAAAUAGAGUUUGUGUUUCCUUUACCGAUUUCCAGUUGUGACAAAUGUACUUGUGAUUUUGGAAAGAGGCGGCGUGAACUCAAAGAUCAAGAAAAGUUGUAUGAGUUCACAAACAUAAACGAAUAG